AUGGGACAGUAUCCAAUGUCCAGGUUUGGAGUCUGGAUCUCGCACUGUUUGUUUAAGAUGCAGUUCAUGCUCCUGUUCAGUCGACAGGGAAAGCUCCGUCUGCAGAAAUGGUACGUUCCGCUGUCAGACAAAGAGAAGAAGAAGAUCACGCGAGAGCUGGUGCAGACCGUCCUGGCCCGCAAACCCAAAAUGUGCAGCUUCUUAGAGUGGAGAGAUUUAAAGGUUGUGUAUAAGAGAUAUGCCAGUCUGUACUUCUGUUGCGCCGUUGAAGGCCAUGACAACGAGCUGAUCACUCUGGAGAUCAUCCACAGAUACGUGGAGCUGCUGGACAAGUACUUUGGCAGUGUGUGUGAGCUGGACAUUAUCUUUAACUUUGAGAAGGCCUACUUUAUCCUUGAUGAGUUCCUUCUCGGUGGAGAAGCUCAGGAGACAUCAAAGAAGAACGUUCUGAAGGCCAUUGAACAGGCCGACCUGCUGCAGGAGAAUAUUGACUUUCAGAUGCGCCUUUUUGGAGGUGUGAUGGUUCCUGGUUUGGCCUCUGAAGCGUCUGGUUUGUUCCAGAGUUAG
This is a messenger RNA of Knipowitschia caucasica, 567 nucleotides long. The record is from the annotation of a GenBank genome assembly. Lineage: Eukaryota; Metazoa; Chordata; Actinopteri; Gobiiformes; Gobiidae.